This is a messenger RNA of Labrus bergylta (ballan wrasse), 2882 nucleotides long. RefSeq names its product R3H domain and coiled-coil containing 1 (gene r3hcc1). Lineage: Eukaryota; Metazoa; Chordata; Actinopteri; Labriformes; Labridae. Gene Ontology annotation, molecular function: nucleic acid binding. The record is from RefSeq and is a predicted model, not a curated record.
UCCAAACUAGCCGUUUGCUUCCUGAGCUUCCGGAGGCUUAAAAAAAACAGCUAGCUAGCAUCUUUAACAGUGUGUUUCUACUGAGUUUGAUAGAAGCUACCUGAGCUACCAUGGACACAGCAUCACAUUGAACUACCUUACGCUAAAGUAGGACACUUUAACGGACCCGUUCCCAUCUGUCCAACCUGCCGUUUCCUUGUUUCGAUGGCAUUUUACCGUUUUUCCAUAAAGGAGCAGUGUGAAUUUGUGCAUCAUGUCAAAGAAGAUGUGGGAAUAUACGAAGAGAAGAGCGACCGUAAAAGGGUCCUCCUGUUCCCCCCUCUACCCAGCAGACUACGGUACCUGAUCCACCAGACCAUUGAGGACCUGCCUCACCUGACUACCUUCUCAGUAGGAGACAGCUGGUGUCGUCAGGUUGUGGUCUGCUAUUCUGAGCUCAGGCUUGAGGGGGAGGAAAAAAGUGACCCAGAAGGCAACACCUUCUGGGUCACGAGCACACCGCGAAGCAAAGCAUCGAAGAGGCCAGACAAACCACUUUACAUGCCAAGAGCAGUUCGCCAGAGACUGUCCUUACAAAACUCCCAGAUACCCUCAGGAGACCAAGAGUUACCUGUGCCAGCUUCAAGUAGCUAUAGCUGCAUCAGCAGCUCACCUGACUCUUGUUCCAGGCCUGAAACUACAGAAAACACCAUGUCCUCCCCCACAGCCAGUCAGGAAACGGCCCCCAGUGCAUCAGACAGUAACCUCAGUCAUGUUUCUGACAGCUCAGAGCUUUGUCCUCAGAUUCUGCAGACGCCUCAUGACGCUGAGCCCCUCGUAUGGGGCCAGACUGUGGCCUGCUUUGCUGACAUGACUCUGGAGGAGGAUGAGGACACUGAAGAUCUUGCUAGUUUGAUCAAGGCACGUAUAAAAGAGCCUGAAGCUUUUUCCAUUGAGCAUGUUCACAACGACUACUGCUUGUUUGAGACCGUGUAUAAACCCGAUGAGUUUCGCCAUGUGAUCGAGAUUUACAACUUCCCUCAUGUGUUCGAAACAGAUGACCUCCUGGAUGCUUUUGCUGAGUAUAGUGAUGGUGGAAUGAAGAUCAAGAGGAUAGAUAAAACACAUGCCCUGGGGGUUUUCUCCAGUGAGUCAGCAGCACUUCAUGCCCUCUCCAUCUCCCAUCCGCGGCUAAAGACAAGAGCUCUGUCUGAAGGGAGUAGAAAAGCCAAAGGCAAAGCCUUUCAACAUGCAGAGCUUAUCCAGCCAGUGAAGGAACGUCCCAGGACAGACUCUGCUGUUGCACAGCGGAUGGUGAGCAGAGCCUUGGGGCUGCAGGGACGCAGCAGAGUGCAGAGAUACUGAAGUGUCGGCUAAUGCAGGGAUCCAGUAGAGGUCUGCCUCCCUUCACUCUAACUCUGAAGAGGCUCCAGAGUGUGAAGAGAGUGACUAUAACUGAUAGGCGAGCCCCAUCCUGGUGAAGUCUAAGAUCUCGAUCUGAACACUAAAUCACUACAGCCUCAAAGAUGCAGCUUGUCCCCAACACCUUUGGAAACUCAAAAUGUGAUUCCUAUCACUUUUUAUAAAACGAUGGUGCACAAGUGUUACAUCAGUAAAUAUGAAUUACUCUGAUAUCAUUGGAUAAAAUCAGAGUCCAUAGCUUAUUCUGAUCUGAUUGGAUAACGUGUUGCCUUGAAAGUGAAGGGUGUAUCAAGGGUGUUCCAGAAAGAGGUUUUUGUUUCCUCUUUGCCAAAGUGAUGUAGGAUUGAUAUAGUAAAUCUAUACAAGCAGUUGUUCAUUCACAUCAUUGUGUAAGAUUUAGGGUUUCUUAUGGCACUGAUGGAUUUAAUAGUUAUUCAAAUGUUUAUUAGUUCAAAACCUAAAAACAAGAAUAGUUGUGUUUUGGGUCAGUUUAAAGAAGCCUUUGUACCUAGUGGGUCCUCCUAAACAGAGAACAUUUUUCUGCACUUUAAUGUACUUACAGAAGCCCAAAAGGGACAAAUCUAGCUCAGCAGGUGGUCUUUGUGGUUCUUUGUUAGGUAUUAGAGGAGUUGUUGCCUUCUGCAACCACUAGAUGUCACUAAAUCCUACAGACUGGUUCUUAGUUUGUAAUUCUUUUAAAGAUUGAUUCUCAGGACUUGGUUAAAGAUGUUUGAUCACACUGUGUGCUGGAGUCACGCCCUGAUUUUAUAGGAAGGAAACGACUCCAAUUCAUAAAUGUAAGCUAGUUUAAUUAACAGAAUCAGAUCUGUUACUAAGGUAAGACAGUGUUUCACAUUAAUGUUAUACUGGACUCAAUAGUUAUUUUCUAAUUUUGUAGUUCAUUUUAAAGAUUCUUAUUUUUUGUAAACAUGUUCUAAGAUGUUAAAUUAUUUUUCAAAUGUUUUUUUUUGUGUGUCACACAAUUAACUCGGCAUUGUUUCCUUAGAGGCAGAAUGUUUGGUGUCUUUCUCCUCAUUACAAAUUUAACCGUUUUUGACUAACUAAAGUUUGUGUUUUGGACGCCUACAGUAUGAAUCUGUUCCUAUACUCGCUUUUGUUUCGCUGUCAUUGACUUAACACAAGUCUUACCUCUAAGUUCUUCAUGCAGAGGUAAGACUCUGAAGGGACAACGCUAUUCAGAGAGAAUUCUAUACUUUGUUAUCUAGUAGAAGAUGUAAACUGUUUAAUUUUGUCACACUGAAAUAGGAUGUUUACAUGUUAUGCUCUUAUGUACGUGUGCCUGAUGUGAGAGUGACAGGACAGUUUUGCGUCCAAUAUUGUAGAAUUGAACUGCAUUUAUUGAAGAGUUUCAGGAAAAAGAAGUGUGGAUCAUAGAAAUAAAUGUGGAACUGUUCCGUUGAAACGUUUAUUUUAAACUUGAUUAAUUGUGUGAAUAAAGUUUCAGAGUUGUUCAGUUGUUA